AUGGGAAUUCUUAAAGCACCGGAAGACGUUCAACUUUUGGAUGAGGUUGUUGACGACAUCGGUUUUAUGUUACAUUCGGAAACCAAACGUUUUGGUGCCAAGUGCAUAAAUCGCAUGCUGCCCAAGUUUGUCGGAAACUUUAACCAUGUUCCCGAUUUUUGUCCCGAUCCUGAGUCCCUUGGCCGGCAGAAAACGGCGAGUACACCUUUAUUGCCGCCUAUUGUUUUGCGAAUGAUACUCAUUGUCCUCCUUUUCACGGAACUACUUUCCGAAAACAAGGAUAAAGUUCAGGAGAUUACAGUGUCACAGUUGUUUGAACGCUCGAAGGAAUUUCCGCUAUUUAUUCUUUAUUCGCUCGAUUUACUCCUCAUUCACUCCUUUCGCGCUAUGGCGAAAACGGUAAAUAUAUUUAAAUUGGCUGCGUUUAAGCGUUUGGGCGUCGUACAACUUAGUGUUCCAAGCACAUCACGCAAAUGCCUUCAUCAAGAAAACAAUGAUUUAAAGGUAAAGGAUGGGAGUGAAAGAGGUGCGUUUCUGCCUGCCAUUAAUAUUAAGAGCGAUACUUCAUUCAAUGAGGACAUAUACGAUAGGAGUAGCGACAUGGAGGAGCAUUUUGAAGAACUCGAAGUAAGGUCGCAAAAGGACCAGGAUUCGGACGAAGAAGAGACUGAGGAUUCAGGCUCUUCGGAGAUGUCGUCUCGCGGUCCCCGCCUACGGCGACUUCGGCCCCGUUGCCAAAUGAUGGAAGAGGAUGAUUUUCUCAACUCUUCCUUCAGUGAAGAGGAUGAAGAUGAAGAUAGUGAAUACUCAGAGGAGUCCGAUGACUAUGACGAACAGGAUUGGAGUUUUCCUGAUGAAGACAAUAUGGAUUCCAAUGUGAAUGAGCUCAAGUCUCAGAACUCUGAAUCUUCACUUUCUUGCGAUGAAGUUGCGCAGUCUCAAAAGGACUCGACAAGAAUUAAAAUUGUUUUGGCUGCAUCUAUGCCGGCUCAAGCUGGUCAGACAUUAUUUGUGAACGAUGAGACUCGACUUCACGAGGCAUCGUUAAAGGAAAGAAGAUCAGAAAGCGAAUCCGAAAAGGUAGACAGUAGUAUUGAAGGCCAUGAAAGGAGCGGUUCUGCAGAUAAGGAAAAGGCGAUUUUGAAUGACAAUGAUCCAGCUAGUAGUGAUUAUAUCUGGCUGCGCCUUUUCGUUGCUGCUUACUUCGUUGACAGCCUUCUUUCUGGCAUUAAACUCAUCACUGACUGGCUGUUAUUUUCCCCAACUUUCCUUCAACAUGCAGCUUCUAUCUACAACUUUAUAAUGCAGGAAAUAGCUUCGCACCUGGCGAGUUUACUCAACUACUUAAGUCCAAUAGUUCACAUUGUUGAACAGGAAUUAUCAUCAGAUCUAUCGAUGAACUCGGAAUACUUGGGUUUACCUGUGAGUGGUAUUCGCACACCUUCGACACUACUUCCACACAUUUCCAAUAAUUGUCGAGAGUUACUAAAGCGAGAAUUUCAACAGAAUGAAAACUUUAAACGGGUGGCAUUGCCGGAGGACUGGCUCCUGCGUGGUAUUCCAUCUCUUUCAUCCCUGCACAAAACACUUGAUUUCGGUACCAACUCAUUGAGUAGUCGAAUAGAGGAAACUCUUUUGCGAUGUCUUGCGUUGAUCCGAUUUGGCCGCAAAUUUGCUAAACUAGCAGAAGGAUUGGGUCUGAACUUUGUCUAUCAUCAUGACGUUAAUUACUUUACGGCACCGUUGCCAUCAAACGCUGCCACGUCUACCUCCUAUUGUCGCUCAAGAUGUCAUGGUGGUCCUCUUCGAAAAUACGCACCAAGAAGAGGAAGAAGAAGAAGAAAGAGAGAGCCUUAUAAACCUCGAAUUCAGUCAUUUCAAGCUCUGUCUCAACGUAUAGAAGACGAACGAUUGUGUCCUACUUCUGAACCGCACUCAGUCACCAGCGUUGACAUGCCUACAUCGACGUCACUGGCUACACGGGAGGAAACCAUGCGAAAUAUGGCGAAAAUGCGCCUUAAGAACCAGGUGGAUAGGCUCUCUGAAGAAAUGGAUAAGCGCAUUUAUGCAACUCUUCCCUCCGCUCCUUUUGUCGGUCAGAGGGAUUCACAUCUCCCCUAUUCUCCGUAUAUCGUGGUUGACACAUUCUCCCUAAUUGGAAACACUACAUUUAUGAAACGCCUAUUUGCAUCGCAUCAAUAUGUCAUAAUCAUACCUAGAAAAGUAAUUGCGCAUCUUGAUCAGCUGAAGAAGACGACUGCAACAGCGAGGUCAGCUACUAGGGUUUUGGAAGAGCAGACUGGAGGUGGCAGCGGCUACGUACGCAUUCAGACCGAAGAUGAAAACCCGCGGGAGCGCAUAAAAAUUCGCUUGCCUAAAGCUCGUUCGAAUGGCAACGAGGCCGUAGACAGUUGUGCCGAUGUGCCCGUUGAUUUCAGUGUUGUAUCUCGAUGGGCCGGUAUAAUUGAAUGUGCUAUCUAUUUUUCACAGAUGUCGCAAGAGACUUCUCACUUCCGAGGUGCUGAAAUAAACCUUGCAAAAUCUGUUAAAGUAGUAAAUCUACUGGAAUACCAGUUGUCUGCUACCGAGGAUGUUUCUCGUGCAAAGAUCACGGUUUUGGUGGGCUCCAAAUUGGCUGCCCCACAGGACCUUGAAAUUCCCUUGGAUCUGGCGAAACUAGCAUGGGAAUCAGGUUUGUCUAACCGGUUGACUUAUCAGAGUUUAACUUUUUUUGCUCCAAAUUAG
Molecule: messenger RNA, 2745 nt
Organism: Hydatigera taeniaeformis
Lineage: Eukaryota; Metazoa; Platyhelminthes; Cestoda; Cyclophyllidea; Taeniidae
Source: the annotation of a GenBank genome assembly